Poecilia latipinna (sailfin molly) is the source of this 4367-nucleotide messenger RNA. RefSeq names its product RNA binding motif protein 12Bb (gene rbm12bb). The transcript is spliced from 3 exons. The record is from RefSeq and is a predicted model, not a curated record. The coding region runs from base 2185 to 4092 and encodes 635 amino acids. NCBI's taxonomy places the organism in Eukaryota, Metazoa, Chordata, Actinopteri, Cyprinodontiformes, Poeciliidae. Gene Ontology annotation, molecular function: RNA binding.
UGUUGGUUCUGAUACGAACUUUGGCGAGGAUACAAGGAAUAUUCUGGGAAUCCAGCAAAGUUUCUUGUUGGUGAAUGGAGAACUUUGAUACCACUGGUGACAAAUCUAAAGCAAGGGAAUGGAGGUGCUUGGAAAAUGGAUAGAUUGUCCUUUUACUGACUUGAAAGAAAUCUCUGGUAAAUGAAAUUGGAAACGGAGGGAGCGGAAUGUACACCAUGGAAAUAAUACCAGAAAUGACACCUGCAAAACUUUAACCACCUGCUUAUAAACCAGCAAUUAUCUGAUUAAAGAAGAAUUGGAUGGCUGAGUUAUUUAGCCUCUGGCAUGGGAUAUUACUUGAUAAGCUAUGCAAUAAUGUAACUUACUGGAAAUCCACUAAGUUGUAUAAACAUGCACCAAUUAUUUGACAACUGCUAGAAUUGCCAUGUCUCAGAUGGAUGCGAAUUUUUAUUUUUAGUAACUGCAACUUUGUUUAAAAUUACUCAGUUGAAUUUUUGUUUUCCAUUGUCCUAAUUUUUUUUCCACCAAUAUGUGAUCUUGUGUCACCAGGUUUAUAUUUUUUGUGGCACAGUUUCAAUUGAUCUCUAUCAAGCUAUCCAUAAAUUAUAGAGGUUUAAUGAUCAUGAAAUUUGUCAUUUAGCUAAAUGACAACUUUGUGUGCUCCAUGUAAAUGUGAAUCAAACAGACAUUUCAGAUGGUUAAUCUCACCACAAUACGUUAUUGAUCCAGUAAUUUAAUGAGUUAUCAAUUUAAUUUUGAGCUGAACUUAACUUUCAAUUAAUGAUUUACUUGGUUCUCACAAGGGGAAUUAGUAAAGAUCCACUUGCAACCUGGUGUAGUUUAAUCAGUCAAUAAAUGCCUUAUAAUUCUGCGUUGUCUAAAAUUUGUUAAAGGACUUGUGCUUAAUUUUCUCUCUAAUUGUAAAUUUUGUCCAUGAUUAGAUCUGAGGCAGUAUUAAAAAUGAUUUAAUGAGUGAUGAGGUUAUCAGCUUUUUAAUAUAGCAUGCAUAAUAUUUUCUGGAUGCUAUGUGCAUUUUGUGUGAAAGAACCAGGAUGCCUUAGACACCCUGUUUUUAUGCCCAUUUAGAUCCUGCACAUAAAAGCCUGACAUAAUGACCUUCCUAAUCACUGUAAUAGCACGUGUUCUCUCUGAAUGGACCUUUUUUGUUGUGUCAAACCUGCUGAGACAAAGAGAGCCUGGCCUGUUGAACUUGCAUUGUACUACUCCUCUCUGGCGAUUUGUGAGAUGAGUGCUCACAUGGAACCUAUAAAGUAAAUGUCUCUGCAGUCUGUGAGAUAAAGUAGGUAAAGCUAAAAAUACAUUUUCAGAGUCAUUGCGAUUGUAGUCAUUCUAAGACAUGAAGCAACAAAGUUCUGUCAUUUCUAUAGAUUUGUUUUAGAAAGUAAGGAUUUAGUCAACUUUUAGGACUUUAUAUAUUUAUAAGAGGUAAUUCUGUCAUGAUGCAGUUUAAAAUGUGGAAGAAAAAAGUAUUGUGUUAAAUGUCGCUUUACCAAAAACAAUUGGUUUGGGGAAAAAAGGCCUGGUCGACCAAAUUGGUGCAUGUUUAGUGUUUUGCUUUGGAGUUUUGGGCAUGUUUUUGUUAACCUGAAUGAAGAAAGGCUAGUUUUCAGGUUGACCAGUGUUACAAAAGCCUUUUUUAUGAGCUACAAUGGGAUUGUGAGAGACUGGCAUAGCGCAUUUGUUUGGUUUGGUGGAGAUGGAGUCUUUGAGUGCCUAAAGGACUAGAUGAAGCAUUUCCUCUGGAGCUCUUAUGGAUAACGAACUAGUCUAAUAACUGAUGAUUUAAAAAUAAAAUACCAUGUAUUUGAAACCCAUGCAGAAUUUUGGGACUGGACCUAUAAUGGAACAAAUAGUCUCAUUGUGGAAGUCCCCUCUGUUGAGCCAAUUUUUUUUGGUCAUGUAAGGAAAAGUACUCUGUGACAUAUGUCAAAUAUUUCAUGUGGAUCACUUCAACCCUUCACUUUUCAGCCGUGUUUGUUUUUCAGGUGGCUUUUGUGGGCAUAAGGAAAAAUGUUUUUUCAACUCGUGCAUUUCUUUCCAUAUUUAUUUAGCCUUUGUGAUCAACUGAAUGUGGGAAUAUUUUUACAGAACUGGUGAGGCUCUGAAGGCAGUAAUGAUAUUCUGUACCCCUUUGUCUACAGGUGCCGUUGUUUGUGCUUCAUCAUGGCGGUCGUCAUCCGUUUACAGGGACUGAGUGUCACGGCAGGUUCUGCGGAUAUUCGCAGGUUCUUCACGGGCCUUCAUAUUCCAGAUGGAGGUGUGCAUAUAAUUGGUGGAGAACUAGAUGAAGCUUUCAUUAUCUUUGCUUCAGAUGAAGAUGCCAGAAGAGCCAUGGCACGGUCAGGGGGAUUCAUAAAUGGGUCACCUGUAAGAUUGCUACUGAGCAGCAAGCAAGAGAUGCAGAAUGUACUUGAAAGAACAACGCAAAAGGUGGAGCUGGAUGAGAUUAGGCAGUCUGAGGGCAAUGGAAGAACCGCUCAAAGAUCCAUGGAGCGUGAGGUGGGCAGAAGAUCAAGUAGCCGAUCUGGUUAUAGCUCUCCUCCCCAUCACCAACGACCGGCAGACACCGAUGACCCCUAUGUUGUGUUUCUCAAUGGUUUGCCUUUCUCUGUGACUGAAAGAGAAAUACGUGAAUUUUUUCAUGGUUUACUCAUUGAUGAAAUUGUUGUGUGUAAGAAAGAUACAGGGCAAAACAAUGGAAAAGGCUUUGCCAGAUUUGCAACAAAGGAGGAUGCAUUGGAAGCCUUAAAGAGAGAUGGGAAAUAUAUUGGGUCAAGGUAUAUCGAUGUUCGCACAACAACAGCCGACUAUUGGAUACGAGCUGGUGGUAGCAUGCCAGCAGCUGUCAAGACGAUUGAGAACUUUGAAAGGGGAAGAGCACCUGUUCGCAGUCAGCGAAACCCCCAGUAUGAAGCAAGGUCUCGAUCACCUCUGCCCCAGAGACCUGUUGCUCCUACAGAUGAAGAAUACUGUGUGCUGUUGGACAAUCUGUCUUUUGCAGUGGAAAAAGGUGACUUGAAGUACCUUUUUCAGAACUCGAAGCUUGAGAAUGACCAGAUUCUGUUUCUAACUGAUGAUUAUGGCAGAAGAACCAGGUCGGCCUUUGUACUCUUUAAGAACAUAGGUGACUAUUGUGAUGCUAUAAGUCAGGAGAAAAGACAUUUCCUCAACAGAUGGAUUCAUAUACGACCUGUCUCAAGAGAGAACAUGCUCAGGCUUCUGGAAUCUCAGAAUGACCCUACUGCGCCUCCAGGAAACUCUGAAAGGCAUCAGGAAAGACCCUCGUCUUUCUCAACAGAUCCUUACGACUCUGAGAAAAUCUGUGCGUUUGUGAGGAAUCUCCCAUUUGAUGUGAGAAAGGUUGAGAUAAUUGACUUUUUUCAUGGGUUUAAUGUCACUGAGGACAGGGUACGGAUCCUGCAUGAUCAUAAAGGUAAUGGGGUCGGACAGGCUCUGGUUCUCUUUGGGUCUGAGGCAGAGGCCAUGGAGGCGCUUUCUCUCAAUGGACGGCGGUUUCUGGGGUCUGAAGUUGGAGUGAAGUGUGUUACACGUGCUCAGAUGGAUCAGUUGACUGCUGAGCCACCAUCAAUGCAAGAUGUCUUGCCAAAAGAGGGGCACUUCUCAGGCAGGAACAAUGAGCCUUUCUAUGGCACUAGUGGUGACACUUCCUUUUUUGAUACAAGGAAACCCAGGGAUGGUAAUUUGCCUAUUAAAGAGGAACGCAUCCAUGGAGGUCAGGACUAUGGAUAUCGUGGGGUAAGACCUCGUUCUCCGCGGGAUAGGGGCAGUGGAGGACAUGGGAGGUUUGGUCCACCUGAUCAACGCUAUGAUGGUCCCACCUGUGUGCAGUUGAUUAACUUACCAUUCCAAAUUAGAAGUGAGGAAGUCUAUGAUUUCUGUUAUGGAUAUCGCAUCAUACCUGGAUCUGUCUCACUUCAGUAUGAGCCCAGCGGAAAACCGAAAGGCUCUGCCACUUUGGUGUUUGAGUCUCGUCAGGAAGCUUUAACUGCAAUUGAGGAACUGAACGGGAGGCCGAUUGGUCCAAGAAAAAUACAGCUUUUGCUUGUUUGAAAUACAUUUGUGGGUUCACAUUUAAGACAAAGUAACAGGCAAAACUUUUAGUUUAUUUGGAAAGCUGGCAAUGUAGCAUAUAGCUCUUGUAUUAUUUUUUUUUUCUUAAGUGCAUUUUUAUGUUUACAAGGAAGUAUUUGUUUAGUUUAUUUUGGGUUUUCUAUUAAACGGUUGGUGUUUUUUGUUUUCAAAAAGUACUUUAGUAAGUUUUGGAACACAAUUUAUAACCUGUACAUGUCAUACAUUGUUUUUAAAAUUAAAAACGAUUGAUUCAG